CGUCGCGUCAAAGGAACAUGUGUAACAGACGUGACACCAAAACGUGAUAUGAAGUAUGGUAACAAAAAAAUUCAUUUCUUUGGGAUUUUGAUCAACAGAAAUUUAAGUUCGGUGGGGUAUCUGUGUUCGUUUGCAAGAAAUUGUGACUACAACAAUGAAAACAUACAACAUUUUCAGGAUAAGAAUACAACGCUGGUAAGAGCACAAUUUUUAUGAGAUUGGUGAUUUGUAAAUAAGUAGUUUUUUUUAGUGAAUUUAAUGUAGCAACCCAUUUGAAUGGAUCUCUGUACAAUGAUUAUGUUAUGUAUAAUGGUUAUGUUAUGUUUAAUUAACAUUUUAUGUAUAUUGAGUAUGUUAUGUAUAAAGAGUAUAUUAUGUAUAAGGAAUAUGUUAUGUAUAGUGAUAUGUGAUUAAUAAUGAUUAUGUUAUGUUUAAUAAGCAUUUUAUGCAUAUUGAGUAUGUUAUGUAAAAUGAAUAUGUUAUGUAUAGUGAGUAUGUUUUGUAUAAUAAGUAUGUUAUGCAUAAUGAUUAUGUUAUGUCUAAGGAAUAUGUUAUGUAUAAUGAUUAUGUUAUGUAUAUUGAAUAUGUUAUGGAUAAUGAAUAUUUUAUGUAUGAUGAAUAUGUUAUGUAUAAUGAGUAUGUUAUAUAUAAGGAUUAUGGUAUAUAUAAUGAUUAUGUUAUGUAUAAUUAGUAUGUUAUGUGUACUGAUUAUGUUAUGUAUGAUGAGUAUGUUAUAUAUAAUGACUAUGUAAAGUAGAAUGAGUAUGUUUUUUGUAAUGAGUAUGAUAUUUAUAAUGAAUUUGUUAUGUAUAACGAGUAUCUUAUGUAUAUUGAAUAUUUUAUGGAGAAUGAAUAUUUUAUGUAUAACUAUGUUAUGUAAAUUGAACAUGCUAUGUAUGAUUAAUAUGUUAUGUAGAAUGAACCUGCUAUGCAUAAUGAAUAUUUUAUGUCAAAUCAAUAUGUUAUGUAUAAUUAAUAUGUUACGUAUAAUGCAUAUGUGUGGAGCACUUAGUCAUUGUGAAGGAGAGUAAGAUGUGUAGUAGGAAGUAAGUGUGUGCAGUGACACCGAGGGCGUCUGCAUAAGGAUCUACAGACCAAUGCACUUUCGGGGUUGAAAUUAAGGCUGUGCUGACCGGGAUACCCGGAAAAGCCGAGUAUUAGCUCACCCGGAACAUACCCGGACCCGGAAAAAGGAACCUGGUCCAGGUGUUAUCAAGAGUGUUAACUCCUCCUUAUCUAUAAUGUCUUGCCCACCCCAUGGGGGAGAACUCAAAAGUGCGUGUAUCGAACGAGUACAUCUGUUUACAUUAUUGCUGGUACAUUUUAUUUGAAUUAAACAAAUAUUGAUAUAAAACUGACUAGGCUGAUUGGUGCAAAAUUAAAUGUAAGCUAAACGAAAGUGAAUGUUGCUGGGUGGUAAGGUAGUGGUUAGGUUGAAAGUAGGCUUUGGGUUAGGUUGGGGAGCUGGGUGGUAGGGUAGUUGUUAGGUUGGAAGUAGGCUUUGGGUUAGGUUGGGGAGCUGGUUGGUAAGGUAGUGGUUAGGUUGGAAGUAGGCUUUGGUUUAGGUUGGGGAGCUGGUUGGUAGGGUAGUGGUUAGGUUGGGAAGUAGGCUUUGGGUUAGGUUGGGGAGUUGGGUGGUAGGGUAGUGGUUAGGUUGGAAGUAGGCUUCGGGUUAGGUUGGGGAGCUGGUUGGUAGGGUAGUGGUUAGGUUGGGAAGUAGGCUUUGGGUUAGGUUGGGGAGUUGGUUGGUAGGGUAGUGGUUAGGUUGGAAGUAGGCUUUGGGUUAGGUUGGAGAGCUGGUUGGUAUGGUAGUGGUUAGGUUGGAAGUAGGCUUUGGUUUAGGUUGGGGAGCUGGUUGGUAGGGUAGUGGUUAGGUUGGAAGUAGGCUUCGGGUUAGGUUGGGGAGCUGGUUGGUAGGGUAGUGGUUAGGUUGGAAGUAGGCUUCGGGUUAGGUUCGGGAGCUGGGUGGUAUGGUAGUGGUUAGGUUGGAAGUAGGCUUCGGGUUAGGUUGGGGAGCUGGGUGGUAGGGUAGUGGUUAGGUUGAGAAGUAGACUUGGGGUUAGGUUGAGAAGUUGGGUGGUAGGGUAGUGGUUAGGUUUGGAAGUAGGCUUUGGGUUAGAUCUGGGAGUUGGGUGGUAGGGUAGUGGUUAGGCUAGAGAACAGAGGCGUUGCGGUCGGUAUUAGGCUUAGGCAAGUGUUUGGCCGUGUGGUACACGGUAUAAUUACGAUCAUUGUUUGCUUUUAAAAUCUGUUGAAUACGGGAUACUAUCAGUGACGCGAGAAUAACGUCUGGAACCUCAGAUCUCAUAAAUAACAGACCGAUUAUUCUUGGGCUACAGUGGAAACUCCCGCUGAGAGCUGAUAUUUUAAAAGCCCCCCCCCCCACACCCCACUUUGUUGCGUCACGCUACAAGAAAUGCACUCUGACGCAGUCAGAGAAUAUCCNUAACGUCUGGAACCUCAGAUCUCAUAAAUAACAGACCGAUUAUUCUCGGGCUACAGUGGAGACUCACGCUGAGAGCUGAUAUUUUAAAAGCCCCCCCCCCCACACCCCACUUUGUUGCGUCACGCUACAAGAAAUGCACUCUGACGCAGUCAGAGAAUAUCCCGAGUCUUACUUUUUAUGUAAGACUGGCACAUUCAAACCCGGAAAUGGAGUCCCGUAAACACAAUGAAAUAAGCCGAAAACUCCUGCGACGCCACUGGUGAAAAGCUGUGUUAUCCACAUUAUGUUCUUUUUGGGUUAUCCAGCGGCGUGGAGAGAGGCGAGUUGCGCGUGUAAGGAAUCAGCUUAUAAUCCUAAAAAGAAUAGUCCCAGGCCUUUUUCAUUUCUCCCGGAGAAGUCCGCACCAUCGUCACAUAGUGACGGACGGACACCGAUACAAACACAAAGUGGAGCCUCACGUUGAGACCUGAUUAGACUAAACCCACCCCCCCCCCUUUUUCAUUGUUACUUCACACCAUGAAAAUGCUCUCUGGCGCAGGGCCAGAGAAUAUAUUCCUGAGGCUUACUGUCCAUGUAAGACUGGAAAAAUAGUGGCUGAGGAUUGGGGGGGGGGAGGGGGGGAGAACUCAGAACAUAUGACCAGUGUGGCAUCUAUGGUCAGUCACACCCAACCGCUGGCACUGGCUCAAAGAAUGGGGGGGGGGGGGAGAGAACUCAGAACAUAUGACCAGUGUGGCAUCUAUGGUCAGUCACACCCAACCGCUGGCACUGGCUCAAAGAAUGGGGGGGGGGGGAGAGAACUCAGAACAUAUGACCAGUGUGGCAUCUAUGGUCAGUCACACCCAACCGCUGGCACUGGCUCAAAGAAUGGGGGGGGGGGGAGAGAACUCAGAACAUAUGACCAGUGUGGCAUCUAUGGUCAGUCACACCCAACCGCUGGCACUGGCUCAAAGAAUGGGGGGGGGGGGGAGAGAACUCAGAACAUAUGACCAGUGUGGCAUCUAUGGUCAGUCACACCCAACCGCUGGCACUGGCUCAAAGAAUGGGGGGGGGGGGGAGAGAACUCAGAACAUAUGACCAGUGUGGCAUCUAUGGUCAGUCACACCCAACCGCUGGCACUGGCUCAAAGAAUGGGGGGGGGGGGGAGAGAACUCAGAACAUAUGACCAGUGUGGCAUCUAUGGUCAGUCACACCCAACCGCUGGCACUGGCUCAAAGAAUGGGGGGGGGGGGGAGAGAACUCAGAACAUAUGACCAGUGUGGCAUCUAUGGUCAGUCACACCCAACCGCUGGCACUGGCUCAAAGAAUGGGGGGGGGGGGGAGAGAACUCAGAACAUAUGACCAGUGUGGCAUCUAUGGUCAGUCACACCCAACCGCUGGCACUGGCUCAAAGAAUGGGGGGGGGGGGGAGAGAACUCAGAACAUAUGACCAGUGUGGCAUCUAUGGUCAGUCACACCCAACCGCUGGCACUGGCUCAAAGAAUGGGGGGGGGGGGAGAGAACUCAGAACAUAUGACCAGUGUGGCAUCUAUGGUCAGUCACACCCAACCGCUGGCACUGGCUCAAAGAAUUGGGGGGGGGAGAACUCAGAACAUAUGACCAGUGUGGCAUCUAUGGUCAGUCACACCCAACCACUGGCACUGGCUCAAAGAAUGUUAGCAUUUGCAGGGCUUUUGGUGUGCGAUUGACCUGUCGCUGUAAAAGACGUACGAGGGAGUGUAUCUUAUCCAAGGAACAUUGCGUAAUCAUGUAUGGCUGAUACCACACACACGAAGUGAUGAUAAACACCCGAGUAACGAUUUAGCCCGUGUGUUUAUCGAAUAUUUGCCCCAUUUAAAAUUGGCUGUUUUUUUAAAUUUAUUUUUUAUUUUAUUUUUUUAUGUUAUUGUCUACUGAUAACUGUGAUAUUUAUCACUCUUCUUUUCUAUGCUGUAUCUCUAGUAGCAAACAGGACAUAUUUGCAUUAUAUUCCCCUUACAAUAGCUAAUGGAGCCUUCUCUUUCGAGAAAUUACAUUACAUUCAGAAGAGAUCAUUAAAUCAAGUAAGACAUUUUCUCCUUACUUAAACUAAUGUAAUACAAUGAAACCUGGAAAUAACGAAAAACACAAGGUAUCGAAGCAAAUGUUGUGCUAUUGGCAGGUUCGGUCGGUGUUUUUUUAAUGAAAAUUACUACUUGCCCGGGCAAGGUAAGGCAUAUGCUUUGGACAUCGCUAUUUCAAAGUUUCUUAUUUCCACGCUCCACUUGCUUCAUUCAAUGACUUAAGGUUUAGGGAAUAAUAAGUUAAUUUCAACGUUAAAAUUUCAAUACAUCUAUAAAACUUUUUUUUUUCAGGAAAAGAGCACUCAAAAGUAUAAUUCUAGGCGGUGUGGUUCUGUCCCUUGCUGGAUUUGCCCUCGCUUUCAGCAAUUUCUGGCCAGACCGACAUGCUGAAGACCAUAACGGUCACAAUGUCCGGCAUAUUAUACUAAAAAGCAAAACAGGAGAAAUCGGAGUCCUCUAUGACCAACGUGGAAACAUGACCGAGAGGUUGAGAAGGAUUGCUCCAAAAGUCAGUACAGAUGGUAUGGAUUCGGAACAUGACCUAAAUAUUAAAACACAAGACACGGGACUUGAUGACAGUAAUAAACAGGUUGAUCGGAAUACAAAGGUUGACGGCAAUGUAAAGGAUGACCUUAAUUUUCAGGAUCAACCUGUUAUACAGGAUGGACGGAAUAGAAAAGAUGGCCGUGAUAUGCACGAUGACCCUAAUCAAUCGAAUGAACGGAAGCCGGAAGUGGCUGGAAUCGCAUCACAGGAGGGCGAAAGUGUAGACGCGCGGUUAAGUGCUAAUGAAACCAUGGCAACCGAAAUGCUCAAGGCGGAACUGGAGGCCAAGACGGUUCAGGUGCAUCUGUUGUCUGAACCAAUCAUCUACAACUACAACUUUGCAGACAUACGAAACCCGGGUGAUGCGUGCGCCGCGAGCAAAACUCAAGUCUUAAUCGUCGUGGCCUCCGACCCGGAAAACUUCCAGAGGCGGAUACACGUCAGAACGGGCAGCGUGGGUGAAUACGUCCGCGAGCCGGCCAACAACGCGAAGCUCUUAUUCUUUAUGGGGAGGCCCCCGUGCGGAAAAGACUCUGUGAAGAUCCAAUCGAAAAUCGCCGACGAGUUUCGCUUACAUCGGGACACAGUGCAAGUAAAUUUCGAAGACGUUUUGAAAAACGUUCGUCUCAAGGGCGUGUCUAUGUUGAAGUGGGCCGUCACGUUCUGCAGGGAAGCGAGAUUUGUCAUCCGGAUUGAUGACGACGUUACUGCGAAUAUCCCGAAAAUACUACCCGUCAUGGAGGCGAAGAGCCGGCAGUAUUUUGAUUUCGUCAUCGGUGACAUCAAAGAAGGUUGGAAGCCCGUGCGCAAAGAGAAUGUUCAGUAUUUGAAGUACUCAGUCUCCGAGGACGAGUACCCCGAGCCCACGUAUCCGCCCUUCGCCGUCGGCGGAUUAGUCGGCUAUCCGAUGAGUACUGUGUCCUUGCUGUACCAGGCGGCUCUCAGGCUCAAGCCACUCUGGCUGGACGAUGUGUUCAUCACGGGCAUCUGCGCAGUCAAGCUGCGCGUGCCGCUGGUAAGAGACCGAGACUUUGUGUUUGAUCGUCGACAGUGAAUAAUUCAUCGCUUUAUUUGUUAUUUAAACAAAAAUAAGUUAUUGUUAAAUUAUUUAUGUUUAUAGAAAUGCUUAAGUUCAU
Lymnaea stagnalis (great pond snail) is the source of this 6170-nucleotide messenger RNA. NCBI's taxonomy places the organism in Eukaryota, Metazoa, Mollusca, Gastropoda, Lymnaeidae. The record is from the annotation of a GenBank genome assembly.